GUGUAAAUGUAUAAUGAAAACUUGGCGUCUUUGCUUGUUUUAGUUUUUUCUAUGGUCCUAGCGUCCCAAGCGAACACACCCUUUUAAUUUUUUACUCACUAGUCUCAACUACUUACUCGUUCUCAGGAGUCAGGACGUCUUCGAAAUCCAAAUUGCCGUACCGUAGGUAUUUAUCAUUUGAAAUUUAUAAAUUUAGUAUCUGUACUUUGUACGCGUGAUCAAGAUCUCCGUUAAUUACACGAAAAUUGUAAGAAGAAAAUAAGGUAUAAUUCAUUUUUACAGCUAUUAUUCAAUUGUCAUUAUUGUAAUAAUCAGUGCUUUCGGUCCGUGAGAAUUUACUCGUUUGAAAUGAUGCAGAGUAAAAUUUAUUUCAUCGCUCCAUUGUUUUAAAUCAGUAAAUCUAUGGAACACCGUGAACCCUAGUACUAUUAUUAUUAUUAUUAUAUGUGUAACCUAACCUAAACAAAUGUUUAAAAUAAUAUUACAGUCUUAUGAAAGUAGUAAAUAUUAUUGGAGUCUACGUCAUUUCACCCCGAUCAUUUUGUGACGCUCUGUUGUAUUGUCGACACCGUGUUAUAACAGCUACCUACUACAUUAUAGGUAGGUAUUUGAUGUUAUACAUUAUUAUGAGUCUCUGACAUUUUUCCUUUGAAAUAUAAUAAUACCUUCUCCCACUCGAUUUUUUUACACAUUUUGACCAUAAUAAUAACAAUAAUUGAUUCACAGAAAAAUUAAAUAUCUAAAAAAUAUUUUUAAAAUAAAAUUGUAUGAUUGUAUAUUAAUUAUAUUGCUAGGUACCUGUGAGAUACUUUAAAGUUAAAAAGAAAAAAGUAUUAAUUAUCUAAUUUUCUCAUAACAUUUUAGAUCCUGAGCGUAGCGAUCGAGCUAAUGGUUUUACAAUACUAUUUUUUUAUUUGUUCUAGUCUGUGGACAUGUAUUUUUCCUAGUAAACUUGCUCCGAUUUUUACAUGUAGCAACUUUUCUGAAAGCUCAAGUUGUCUUAAUUGUACUUUAAAAUCACCAAACUUUACAUCACCAAAACUUUUGAGCUACUUAAGCUUUUAAAGAAUUUUAAUUUUUGGGAAUUUUUUUGUUUUAAUUCGGUUACACAUAGAGACUUGAAACUUGGUAAUUAUACUUAUAUUGGACUUACCUAGACGUAAUCAAAUUUUCAAAAUCAUUGGACGACUUUUUUACUAAGCAUUUUGAAAUCAAAUUUAAAUGAAAAUUGCAAAAAAAAAUUACGGCACUUCAAAUUAUGUAUUACUGAAAUGCGCUCGGAAUCUUCUUUCGUCAAGCAAUGGUUUAUAGUUGCUUACAGAUAAAAAUGAAAAAACUUUAUGUAUCCUACCUUCCCAACUUUUCACCUACAACAAUGGCCGCUCACAUCCUCAGUAUCAGCUCUUUUUUUAAAUAUUUGAGUACUUAUGAUGGUAUUUAGAGAAAUUAUUAUUAAAAAUUCAGCACAAAAUAAGUGAUAGUGUUUCAAAUGCCACUUAUGCACUUUAUUCAUUUUUUUUAUGAAUUCUUCACUAUUUGGCACUAUUUUAGCAAAGGUGAUCAUUUUAUUCACUUCAUUAACGUGAAAAAUAAUUAACUCCCAAAUAUUUUAUUAAAACUAUAGUUUUGUUACUUUUUCCAGAAAGGAGGAAAAAAUUGCAAUUUGUUCCUUUAAUUUUAUCAUUCAUGAACUAAGCAUUUAAGAAUUAAGUAUUUUCCUGUCUUGUUUUAAAUAUUUAACAUGCCUGAUAUCUACGAUAAUUUACUAUUACCAUUUAUUAUUGGCCGCAUUUUUCUAUAAUUAUUAUCACAAAAUGUCAAAAUGCAAUGGUUAUUUUAUUAUUAUAUUUAGUUCAUAUUUUUAUUUUAUGACCCCGUUCGACUGUGUUAAAACCGAUUUUAAGUGAUAACUUCUGUGACAGAUUAGUCUGUAUAUUAAUAUUUAUUUUAAAUGACUAAUCAUAAAAUAAAACCUAGAAGAAAUGGGAUGUUUUAUUCUCAAAGAACUUAAUUUUAUUGUGUUAUUAACACUGUCAUUGUUUAAUAUUUAAGUGUUAUUUUAUAUUUAAAAAAAAUAUAAUAUGAUAUAUUAAAAUUUAAAUUUAAAAACAAAUAAUUUGUUUUUUGAAUAUAAUUCAUUAUUUCAAAAAAAUAUAAUGUUCACUAUAAUCACUUUUUACAGCCCUAUACUUAAGUGGCAACCCUGGUAUUAAUGCUAAUUAUGUUAUUCAUUAAGAAAAUACAGAGAAAUAAGAUUUUAACUUUAAAAAGUGAUGGAAAUAUUGAAUCUAUUGUUAAAGCAUGGGCGGUAGAAGUAUUCAAAAACAAAUUAUUUGAUUGUUGACACUCUUGGUUUUUGACAUUAAGACUUCCUCCCCCAGAAUAGGGCAUUUCCCUUCCCCAAACCAAAACCAUAUUUUUUGAAGGGUUGGAAAAAUUGGUUUCAAUCUUCAUCCAAAUAUAUGAAUGAUUAUUGAGGCUAUAUAAUUAAAGCGAUGCAAAAAGUUUGUGAAAAUUGUAGGUACAUUAAAAAUGUGUUUGUACGUAACAUUUUAAAAUGUCUAGUUAAUAAUAAUAUUAAUAUUUUAUUGCACCAAUAACAUAUUUUCAAUUUACAUCUUAUAUAAGUUAUGAAUAAAUAUUGCAGUACCCCAUAUAAGCAAAGCUUGUGUUAGGGGAGCAGUUCUUAACAAUUAAAGUAUACAGGUGAUCAGUAUUAAUUUAGAAUAAACUAUAAACAGUAAUUAUGUAAAAGAUAAUAGGAAAAAUUAUUAUUUUGCCGUGUAUAAUUAUUAAGUUACAAACAGAAAUUAAAUAAUAAAUAAAUAGUUAUAUUACUAAAUUAUAAUUAUUUCAUUAAUUUUAAUAUAAUUAUCACUUUUAUAAAAAAGAUUAUUUAAUACCUGAUUAAAUUAUAUACAAAAUAUACAAUAUUACAAUCUCAAUAUAAUUAUGAAACUUUUUUUCAGACUCAAUUAUAAAGAAGAAUCGUGGUGAUUUAUUUUUUCAUAUUUUACACUAAAAUAUAAAUAAUUUUUGUAAACACAAAGAAAAAACACUGACCAUAUAUAAUGCAGCCAUAUGGAUCCCACCAGCAAAAUCAACCAAUGGCUCCCUAUCAAGGCUACUAUAACAAUGAACAUAAUAUGCACCAAGUUUCAAACAAUGGUAUGAAUAAUUAUUACCAUAAUACACCUACAACUUCCCAAUUUUCAUAUAAUAAUGGAUUUGAGAUGUCUACAAAUGUACCUUAUGUUUCCCCAUCUACUAAUACCCUUAAUACAAGUUUCAGCAAUAAUGAUUAUAUUCCACAGAAUAUACAACCUACAUUGUCUUAUCCUUAUAAUAAUAUAAUUUCACCUAAUCCAAAUGCCUAUUUCAAUAAUGCACCAAUGGUUAAUACUAAUGUAACAAAUUUCAAUACGCAAAUUUCUUCAGGAACUACUACGUGUUACCAAGACGAAAAAUUUACUCAUAAUAUGCCUUUACAAGUUAAUUUGUCAAACAUUAAUUAUGGAUCUCUAGUUAAUGAUUCAAAUAAUCAACAUCUAUCUAAUUCAAAAAAAGAUGACGAAUGGUUUGAUUUAACAAAUAAGUUUUUAAAUAAUCCCUCAAAAACUUCUACUCGGAAUAUUUCAUUGCCGUCUAACAGUCAUCAAACAAAUUUAAAACAAAAACAUUCAAAAAAAAAUCAAUCUCUUAUUAAUAAUAAUAUGAGAAAAUCAAAAUUAUUACCUAGAGCAACAAAGUCAUAUAUAGCAAAAAAGUCAUCUGUAGCAACAAAAUCAUCUGUCGCAACAAAAAUGUCUGAAAAAUUAUCUAUUGAACAAAUAAUAAAUAAUGAACAAAAAAAGCAUUAUCACUCAUUUAAAUCUGAUUUAUUUUAUAGAAAGCUUAAAGACUCAAAGGUUUCAAUAGCAAAUGAUAUAACAUUAGAAGGAUGUAAUGAAUUUGAAAGAGUGUUAGGAAAACGUGCUACAGAUGUGAAUGCAUUAAAACCAGUAUAUAACAAGCCUUGUAAAAGUAAUGUUGAUAUGUGUAAGCAUAAGUGUAUAAAACGUAAAAACUGUAAUGCAUAUGAUUCUUGUAGUUCAAGUGAUGAAGAUUCAGAUCAUGAAAAUACCACAUUAAAAGAACUUGCUAGAAAAGGUGCACAUCCUGACCGGCUACAUCCAGAACUUUGGUAUAAUGAAUUAGGAGAAAUGAAUGACGGGCCAGUUUGCAGAUGUAGUUUCAAAUCACAGAGAUCUGGCAUCCGCCACAAUAUUUAUAUUGGCGAAGGACCAUUUGAACCUUGUUCACCAAAUACAAAUAAUGCCAACAAAUUAUAUCAUUAUAGAAUUACUAUUACUCCAAGCACAAAUUUUUUACUUAAAUCUCCAACAGUUAUUGAACAUGAGCGUAAUAAAUAUAUUUUUGAAGGGUUUUCAUUGCUAUCACAUUAUCCUAUUCCCACAUUGCCUACAUGCAAAAUUAUCCGAUUCAAUACUAAUUAUGCUAUAGUAUACAUUAAAGAAAAGAUACCAGAUCAUUUUGUAGUACAAGAGUUGAAACUAUUUUAUGACUUUCUCUUCAAAGACAUAUUGGAAUUGGUAGAUUUAGAUUUACAUGCUGUAGGCAAUAAAGAUGGAUGUCCUGAAUUUCAUUUUAUGCCUAGAUUUGUAAGAGAUUUGCCAAAUAACAAUAAAGAAUUACUUCCUAUGUGUAAUGUUCUUAAAUAUCUUUUAAAUAGCAAUAAAUUACUUUUUGAAGAAAACUCAUUGCACGCUUUAAAAAAAAUGUCUAAUAAUAAAUGGCAAGAUAUUGUAGAUGAAUAUAAAGGCAUGAUCAUUACAAACCCAGAAACUAAACCAUGUUCAAUACGUGUCGAUCAACUAGAUAGAGAAAAUAAAAAGGAGACUGAUAAGAGAAUUAAAUUAUAUCCAGUCGUCGUUCAUUUUGGUAUUAGACCACCACAAUUAAGUUAUGCUGGUAAUCCAGAUUAUCAAAAAGGCUGGAGAGAUUAUGUAAAAUGUAGACAUCUUCUUGCAAAUAUGCCUAAACCAUCUUCCGAGGAUAAAAGAAGACUUGAAAUCAAGGAAAGAACAUUACAAGAAAUGAGGUCACAUAAUAAAAUGAAACGUGGAGUCACAGCUGCUAUUACUAGUAAAGGAUUUUAUAAAACUGGUAUCAUGUGUGAUGUAGUUCAGCAUGCAAUGCUUUUACCAGUACUCGUGUGCCAUUUUAGAUUUCAUAAAAGUUUAGAGUACUUAGAAAAAUCAAUAGGAUAUAAAUUCAAGAACAAGUAUUUACUUCAAUUAGCUUUAACUCAUCCAUCUUAUCGAGAAAAUUUUGGUACAAAUCCUGAUCAUGCAAGGAAUACUCUUACAAAUUGUGGUAUAAGACAACCAGAAUAUGGGGAUAGACGUAUUCAUUUUAUGAAUACAAGGAAAAGAGGUAUUAACACCCUUAUAAAUAUUAUGUCACGGUUUGGUAAAAAAUCAGAAAUGGAAUCAAAUAUUAUGCAUAAUGAACGUUUGGAAUUUUUGGGAGAUGCUGUUGUUGAGUUUGUGUCUUCUAUACAUUUAUUUAAUAUAUUUCCUGAUAUUGAGGAGGGUGGUUUAGCAACAUUUCGAGCUGCCAUUGUGCAAAAUCAACAUCUCGCUAUUUUGGCAAAGACUUUAAAAUUGGAUGAUUUUAUGUUAUAUGCUCAUGGUUCAGAUUUAUGCCACGAUUCAGAACUUAAACAUGCAAUGGCUAAUUGCUUUGAAGCUUUAAUGGGGGCAUUAUUUUUAGAUGGAGGAAUAGAAGUUGCAGAUCGUGUAUUUGGAGAAACAUUUUUUAAGGAUUCACCAAAAUACCUUGAAAUAUGGGUGAACUACCCUAAACAUCCAUUACAACAACAAGAACCAAAAGGGGACCGUAAAUGGAUUAAAACAUUACCAUUACUCCAAAGAUUAACUUGUUUUGAAAAUUCUAUAGGUAUUAAAUUUAAUCAUAUCAGAAUAUUAGCAAGAGCAUUUACUGACAGAAGUGUGGGUUUUACAAAUUUAACUCUUGGAUCAAACCAACGACUUGAAUUUCUUGGCGAUACUGUUCUUCAGUUAAUAGCAUCAGACUAUUUGUAUAAGUAUUUUCCAGAACAUCACGAGGGUCAUUUGUCACUACUCCGUAGUUCUUUAGUAAAUAAUCGAACUCAGUCUGUAGUGUGCGAUGAUCUGGGCAUGGUAAAUUAUGCAUUAUAUGCAAAUCCAAAAGCAGAACUGAAAACAAAAGAUAGAGCUGAUCUUCUAGAAGCAUUUCUUGGUGCCUUGUAUAUAGAUAAAGGUCUUAAACACUGUCAGGCAUUUUGUAAUGUUUGUUUUUUUCCCAGACUACACGAUUUCAUUCUAAAACAAGAUUGGAAUGACCCAAAAUCAAAACUACAACAAUGUUGUUUAACAUUACGAUCAGUUGAUGGUGGAGAACCCGAUAUUCCCAUUUAUAAAGUAAUUGAAUGUACAGGCCCAACUAAUGGUCGAAAGUAUACUGUAGCUGUUUAUUUUAAAGGUGUCAGGUUAUCACAGGCAAAUGGUCAUAGUAUACAACGGGCUGAAAUGAAUGCAGCUAAUAGUGCUUUAGAGGUAUCCAAAGAUUUAUUUCCACAACUGGAUCACCAAAGAAAAGCUAUAUCAAGAAGCUUGCGUCAUCAAAGUAAAGAUGGUAAUACAAAUGUUAAGGAUAUCAUAAAAAUUUUAGAAUCACAUUCAUCCAAAAGUGAUUCACACCUAAGCGAAACAGAAAAAAAGAAAAAUAAAUUACACAAAAAACUAUUAGCAGUAUUAUGUUCUUGUGAGGAUUAUAAUGAAGAUGACAAAAAAAAAGAAGUAGAUGAACCAAAACGAAAAAAAAUUAAAAAAAAACCAGAAUGAAAAAAUUCAAUUUUUGAUUUUUUGCAUUUUGGUGUAAAUUAUUCUUUUUACUAAAUAUUUUUUACACCUGAAUGUGGAACUUCAUUAAUUACAUCACAACUUUAAUUUAUUUGUAUAACAUUUACUAUCCAGAUAUAUUUGUCUCUACAUAAAUUUAAUUCUUUGUUUGUUUUAAAAAAUAUAUAUGUACAUUUUUUACAGUAGUUGGAAGUAGCAUGCUAUUUGUAGCAACAUUAUUGUAGCGUGUUACCUUUUUUUUAGCUAUAUUGGUAGUGUACAGUUUUAUUUUGAUAAGUAGUAUGUAAGGCGAUAACACUAUUUUUCUUAGGAAAACACUACAAGCUGUACUUUUUAUCAAAAUAGAAUUGUGAAUUUAAUGAAUUAUAAUAUAAUAUAAUUUGUAGUUAUACUAUUUUUAUUCUAGUCUAUAGUAAAAUAAUAUAUGUAACUAUAGUUUCUGUUUCCCUUAUUGGAGUCAUCAAAUGUAAAUAAAUUGUUGUUAUUAUAUUGGAAGAAUUAAUAUUUUAAGUACUACAUUUUAUAAGAUUGACAAAAAUAAAAGUUUCCUUUUACAAUUUGAAAAAAA
Molecule: messenger RNA, 7476 nt
Organism: Cinara cedri
Lineage: Eukaryota; Metazoa; Arthropoda; Insecta; Hemiptera; Aphididae
Source: the annotation of a GenBank genome assembly